Cucurbitaria berberidis CBS 394.84 is the source of this 1589-nucleotide messenger RNA. Its product is annotated as Bud-site selection protein. NCBI's taxonomy places the organism in Eukaryota, Fungi, Ascomycota, Dothideomycetes, Pleosporales, Cucurbitariaceae. Bases 121 to 1515 code for a protein of 464 amino acids. The transcript has a single exon. Gene Ontology annotation, biological process: maturation of SSU-rRNA. The record is from RefSeq and is a predicted model, not a curated record. Gene Ontology annotation, cellular component: nucleus; 90S preribosome.
GGUGACAGACGUUUGUACGAAAUAGGGAAAGCUAACGCGAUCGUUAUCGAUAAGAUUUGAAGCAUCUCCAAAAUUUCCACCAGCACUCCAUCACACGCGUCCUGCAUAAUCUCGCCCGCAAUGGUCAAACGAAAACGCUCCUCGCCCGAUCCCACUCAGUCGCAGCCGUCAAAUACACCCGCGCGCCGAAAGAAGCUCUGCACGGAACGCCUCACCACCGCUCUCAAAUCCCUCGUCGUUGCGCUCCGCCUCGGAGCCGGCUUCGAGCGCCAAAAACACAGUCGUCGCAAGAAGACUGCGCAAGCGAAGAAAGACGAGAAAACGAUAGCCCGACUUGAAAUUGAGUAUGCGGUGCUCAAGGGGCUGGACUUGGAGAAGGUGGCCGAUCAGCUUCUGCGCAGGACCGUGGGCAAAGUGAAGAGCUUGAAAGAUGCCGAGGCGCUGCAGGAAUAUAUCAAUGGCAGUGCAGGAGGCGAAGAGAAAGGCUAUGAGGGCAGGGUUCUUGCAAAGGAUCCGGCGACGCUGAAUGUGACUGCUAGAUUGUACAAGGUGCCUGCGGUCAAAAAGGUUGUUGACGAGGUUAUUGAGGAUUUGAAGGCUAUCAUUGGAGCAUCUGAGACCUCUACCAAGGCCCAAAGUGCGCCGAAGGACACCCCAAAGAAGCAAAAGAAGUCCAAGGCAGAAAAUGAGGAUGUGGAUAUGCUGGAUGUGAGCGACGAGGAGGGCGAUCCCUAUGAGGCAUUCAGCACGAGGAUAGCAGCACCGUCGUCUGGCGGAGAGGAUAGCGAGGAUUCAAUCUCGGGCGACGAGCGACCGCCGAGUAUAGGGGAUAGCGAGAGCGAACAUGACCCUGAAGCCGAUCUCGAUGAAGCCAGCGACGAUUCAGAAGCCGACGCAUUUCCAUCCUUCGACAGCGAGGCAGAGGACACCGAUAGCGAAAACGAACACAAGCGAAAUUUUCUCUCAGUAGCUACACCCUCAGUCUCCGCAGACUCGGACUCGGACGACGAAUCCCUAACAGCCCCCUCAAAAUCCAAAGCCAAACCCUCAAAAAACGCGAAAAUCACCUCCUCCGCCUUCCUCCCUGCGCUUAGCCACGCCGCAUACUUCUCUGGCUCCGAAUCUGAAGCCUCAGACCUAGAAGAAGCACCGCGAAAGAACCGUCGCGGCCAGCGGGCACGCCAGAAAAUCGCAGAGGCAAAAUAUGGCGCUACAGCUAAACACUUGGAGAAAGCAGACAGAACCAAAGGCUGGGAUGCUAAACGGGGGGCUGUCGGUGAUGACAGGCGUGGAAGGGGCGAUAGGAGCAGUGCGCCGAAGGGACGAGGACCGCAACAAAGUGGAGGAAAUGCAGAGCCGAUUGGCCAACAGAAGCGAAGUGAGGGUGUGAAGAGGGAUGACAAGGGCGAGUUGCAUCCUAGUUGGCAGGCGGCAAAGGCGGCGAAGGAGAGUAAGAAGUUGACGAUCGAUAUCAAUGGCGCUAAGCCACAGGGGAAGAAGGUGGUGUUUGACUAGAUACCCAUGACCAGAUUAGAAGCAAAUGAAGGCUUAUUGGAGGCAUGCACAAAGUCAUUUUGAUCUUGCUUCGU